Molecule: messenger RNA, 3293 nt
Organism: Phalacrocorax carbo (great cormorant)
Lineage: Eukaryota; Metazoa; Chordata; Aves; Suliformes; Phalacrocoracidae
Source: RefSeq, a predicted model, not a curated record
GGCCCCCACCGCCCCCUUCUCCCGCCCCCCGCGCCGGGGCGAGGCCAUGGAGGGCAACAUGGAUUUCCAGACGGCUGCGCUCGCCGCCCCCGAGCCCGGUAGUGGCGAGGCCCUGGAGCCGCCGGCCAUGGACACGGAGGAAGGGCCCGCGAUGUGGCCUGGCGCCCCUGAGCCCUGCGUGGGUGAGGGGCAGCCGGGGGGACCCCCCUUCGCCCCCCUGCUCCCUGGCUGCGGUUCCAGGCAGGACCUGCCCGCCCCUGAGGGUCAGCGGAGGUUCCUGGGGCCCAGCUCGGGGCCUGUUUCAGUCUCGGACCUCGAAGGAGGUGGGGGCAGCCAAACUGAGCUUUGCCGGGACUUGGGAAGAGUGAUGGAAGAGGAGGCAGCGACCGCGGGGCCGCAGAGCUCUGCCGGCUGGAAGCCCAGCUCCAGGAGCACCCCCCGGGACACAGGACCCUCCCGGGAUGCAGGACCCCCCCGAGCCCCCAGCAGCGGCGACCUGACGGGCAUGGAGCUGGACGAGAUCCCCGAGGCUGGCGCCCACUGGGGCAGAACCGAGUGGGCCGAGGAUGUGGAGGAUGAACCCUCAGAGAUCCAGGGUCUGCUGGCCCAGCUCGAGACCCUCGACCCCAACCUCUGCGACCACUCGCCCACCUCAGAGCGGGGCCCACUGCCCUCCUCGAGCCCUGGCACAGCCUCUGUGGCAAGUGAGAAGGUCUGGCGGAGCUACCGGGAGUGCCGGGACAAGUGCCGGCCCUGCCAGCUGCACGUGGCCAUGGGCCGGGGCUUGGAGACGCGGCCCUGCUGCGCCCAGCACUCGGCCUGCUCCCGGCCCUGCCACGGCCUGCUCUUUGCCGAGGCCGACCAGGAGGACUUGCUGAGCCUCCUCUGCUACGAGGGGGGGCUGCCUGAGGCCAGCACCGAGACGCCCUUGGCCUGCUCCGACGUCCUGGCCGGGACCAAUCUGGAGGUGCUGCAGUCUCGGGAGGAACUGGCUGCUGUGGAGAAGCCUGAAGGGCUGGGGAGGCCAGAGGGUUCAGAGGAAGGACCUUCUGGCAGCUGGUAUUACAGAGAGGGGCUCUGUGAGGUCGACUCCACCUGCGAGGGCAAUCGGGAUGGUUUCCUGGAGCCAGCUUGGGUGGCCCUGCCUCCUGCUCUGGCCCCAGAGGCAGAGCAGCCACCCCAAGGCAGCGUGAGUAGUAACAGGGAACCCCCAUCCUCCCGCCCAGCCUUCAAAGAGGUUCCAGGCCCUUGCGACCCGGAGGAUCUGCUGGACGGUGUGAUUUUUGGGGCAAAGUACCUGGGCUCCACACAGCUGGUGUCUGAGAGGAAUCCCCCAACCAGCAUCUGCAUGGCACAGGCCCAGGAGGUGGUGGACAGGAUCAAGGCACCAGAGGGGGAGUCCCUGCCCAUGACAGCAGUGGAUCUGUUUGUCUCCACACAAAGGAUCAAGGUGCUGACGGCCAACACGCAGGAGGCCAUGAUGGAUCACUCCCUCCAGACCAUCUCCUACAUUGCCAACAUUGGCUCCCUUGUGGUGCUCAUGGUGCACCGGAAACCGCCUCGGCAGUCAGAGGCGGUGGAGGAAAAGCGGCUCUACAAGAUGAUUUGUCACGUCUUCCACUCAGCUGAUGCCCAGAUCAUCGCUCAGGCUAUCGGGCAGGCAUUCAGUGUGGCCUACCAGCACUUCCUGGAGGCUAACUGCAUCGACCCAAGCGAGCUGAGCCCUUGCCAGUACAGCCAUGCCCUCGAGGACCAGGAGCAGUACAAUGUGGAGCUGACCCACUUCUGGCAGGAGAACUGCAAGGACGUCUGCAUCUGGAAGCAGAAGGGAGAGAUCCUGGGCAUCGCCAUCAUGGAGUCGGGCUGGGGCUCCAUCCUGCCUACAGUGGUCAUUGCUAACUUGAUGCACGGUGGCCCUGCGGAGAGGUCAGGCGAGCUGAGCAUUGGGGACCACCUCACGUCUGUCAACGGGACAAGCCUGGUGGGGCUGCCCCUUGCCACCUGCCAGAGCAUCAUCCAGGAGCUGAAGCACCAGACAGAGGUGAUACUGAACAUCGUGCACUGUCCCCCUGUCACCAUGGCUGUCAUCCGGAGCCCUGACUCCAGGUACCAGCUGGGCUUCUGUGUUGAGAACGGUGUGAUCUGCAGCCUGAUGUGUGGGGGCAUCACAGAGAGAGGUGGCAUCUGUGUGGGGCACCGCAUCAUUGAGAUCAAUGGGCAGAGCGUGGUGGCAACACCCCACGAGAAGAUCAUCCAGAUCCUCACGCAGGCAGUCAGUGAGGUCCACAUCAAGACCAUGCCAGCUUCCACGUACCGCUUACUGACUGGGCAGGAACAGCCUAUCUUCCUCUGAGCUGCUGGCUGUGCCCGGCCAUCACUGCAUGUGCCUGGGGCAAGGCAGGAGUGAGCCCAGGGCCACGAGGGUGGGACAGGUGCUGCCUCCUGCCCCAGCGCACUCAUUGGAGCCCUCUGAUCCCCAGCAGGGCCUAAUCCUGCACCUCUUUGGUUUUACUCAGGAUGUAACGAGAGACUGGGGGGCCUGAUACCCAGCUUGAGCAGUGUCAGGGCCUAUGGUGCUGCGGUUUGGGCAUCUCCUCCCCCUCCAUUCACCCCUCCCUGCUUCACAGUGCCUGUCCCGCUGCUUCACAAGGUCCCUUGCCUUGGCCUGCUGCCAGCAGGAGGAGAGGGGACCCCAUGUGAAAGGUCACCCCAUCCAGUCACCACAGAGUGCUUAUACACUCAACAACAGUGCCUUUCCCCAUGUGGGGAUGGUGCUGGAAGCACAGCUCCAGGUCAUGCCCUAGCACAGCCCCAGAGCAGCGCUGACCCCGCACACCAGUGUGUAGGUGCAUGCUGGUACUUGAGGGAGAGCCAGCAGGUCCCGGCCUCAGCCUUAAGGGCAAUGGCACCCCUAGCACCCAUUCCUUCUCCCUGACUUUUCCAGGGGCCUAUCGGGGGUGCAAACAAUGUCCCUCUUAGAUCUGUUAUACUGAGCUGGGAGACUACCUCUGUUUUUCCUUGGUGCUGCCUUUAACCGCUCUACAUGCCCAGCCCAGCCUGCCAGGGCAUGGGCUCACAGCCCUUGGGGCUGUCCCUUGGCACAGCGAAAGGGAACAUGGCACUGCCCAAUACCACAUCCUAGGGAGCCUGGGGUCAUCAGCCUCAAGGACCAGCCCCUGGUGAUGUGUCUUUUCAUGAGUGGGUCUCUGGGCCCCUAUGGACAAGGCAGCACUGGCCCAGCUUUGCCUGUGUGCUUGCUUGGUUUAUGUAAAAAUAAAAGUUUUGGGGGAAUG